AUGGCUCACGUCGGCGAGGAAAAGCCUUCGGGCACUGACUCGCCCGUGUCUUUUGACCCUGAGCGCAAUGGAGGAACAACCGAUAGCGUCGAGCUCGUCUGUCCUCCUGGCACGACUGAUCGCAAGCUCAUGGCCAAGAUUGACCUCCAUGUCAUUCCUUUCCUCUGCAUCAUGUACCUGCUCGCCUUUCUGGACCGCGUCAACAUCGCCAACGCCGACGUCUACGGCCUCUCGGUCGAGCUUGGGCUCGAAAAGACCCAGUACAACACCGCCCUCGUCGUCUUCUUCGUGCCCUACAUCCUGUUCGAGAUCCCUUCAAACAUUCUGCUCAAGCGCUUCAAGCCCCACGUCUGGCUGAGCCUCAACAUGUUCCUGUUUGGUCUCACCACCCUCUUGCAGGGUCUGGUCCAGAACUACAGCGGCUUGAUUGCGACGCGCUUCUUCCUUGGUCUCUUUGAGACGGGCAUGUUCCCUGGAGCCUUCUACCUCAUCGGCAUGUGGUACCGACGUCACGAAGCCCAACGCCGAUACUCCUUCUUCUUCAACAGCACCACUCUCGCCGGCGCAUUCGGUGGUCUGCUCGCCGCCGCCAUCGGCAAGAUGAGCGGCAUGAGGGGUUACGCCGGCUGGCGCUGGAUCUUUAUCCUCGAGGGUGCCCUGACCGUCUUUGCCAGCUUCUUCUUCUACUUCCUCCUGCCCGACUUCCCCGAGGAGGCCAAGUGGUUGACACCCCAGGAGAGGGACUAUGUCACCGCGAGGCUCAGGGCCGAUCAGGGCAGCUCUGGCGCUGAGCGCAAGACGACGUUUGGUGAUGUUCUCAAUAUCCUCAAGGACUACAAGAUCAUCCUCGGAGGAUUCAUGUACUUUGGCCUCAUCGUCCCCGCCUACGGUUACGCCUACUUUGCGCCCGGCAUCAUCAAGACGUUCGGCUACAGCCCUGUGCAGACACAGCUUCACAGUGUUCCCCCGUGGGCCGUCGCAUUCGGCUUCUCCAUGGUGAUCGCCUUCAUCUCGGACAAGAUCCGACACCGCGCGGCGUUUGCCAUCUUUGCCAUCCUCGUUGCCAUCUCGGGCUUCGCCAUCUUGCUUGGCGUGCACGACAACACCAAGGUGCAGUACGCGGCGCUCUUCCUCGUCGCCAUGGGCGCGUACACGGCCAUGCCCAUCAUCGUGUGCUGGUUCAACAUGAACCUCGGCGGUCACAGACGGCGAUCGAUCGGAAGCGCGUGGCAGGUCGGAUUCGGCAACAUUGGUGGCAUCAUCGCCGUGUUUGCCUUCCUCAAGAAGGAUGCGCCCAAGUUUAUUCCUGGUUAUUCCAUCUCCAUCGCCUUUACGAUCUUGUCCAUCAUCGCGUGCAUCACGUAUGGCAUCGUGGUGUUUACCGAGAAUAAGAAGAGGGAUCGGAAUCCGCCGCAGGAGGAGCUGUCGGAGGAGGAAAAGACUGAGCUUGGUGAUAAUGCGCCGACGUACAGAUAUCUGCUGUAG
Fusarium keratoplasticum is the source of this 1485-nucleotide messenger RNA. RefSeq lists its product as uncharacterized. The record is from RefSeq and is a predicted model, not a curated record. Gene Ontology annotation, biological process: transmembrane transport. The transcript has 3 exons. NCBI's taxonomy places the organism in Eukaryota, Fungi, Ascomycota, Sordariomycetes, Hypocreales, Nectriaceae. Gene Ontology annotation, molecular function: transmembrane transporter activity. Gene Ontology annotation, cellular component: plasma membrane. The coding region runs from base 1 to 1485 and encodes 494 amino acids.